GACACGAACAGCCUGCUGAACUUAUCUUAAAGUUCCUUCUUUUCCCACCGUCUCAUUGUCUUCAUUCAGAUGGACGACAUCAACGUACUACACCACAGAUGCCUCCUGAAUUUGAGGCGCCGAAUCAGAGAUAUUGGGGAUGGACGUCCAGCACAGGAACGAUACAUGAGAUUGCAGAAGGAUGGAGACACACUCAGUUACCAAGGGAACUCUGAAGAGGUGGGUUGCUAUGUGGCUGGCCAUCCUUUAUCAAAGGGAAAUUGCUACUUUGAGGUGACAAUAGUGGACACAGGGGUGAGGGGGACCAUUGCUGUGGGCCUGGUGCCUAAAUUCUACAGGCUGGACCACCAGCCUGGCUGGCUGCCAUACUCUGUAGCUUACCACGCUGACAACGGCAAGUUAUACAAUGGCAACCCUGUGGGACAGCAGUUUGGGCCAAAGUGUGCUCGUGGUGACCGUAUAGGCUGUGGAAUACACUCAGAAAAUAUUGAAGCAGGCUUUACAACAGUCUUUUUCACCAAAAAUGGCAAAGAGGUUGGUUCGGUGGAGGUUCCCGUGUCUGCAGAGGGUCUGUUCCCCGCCGUGGGGAUGCACUCCAUGGGCGAGGAGGUGAAGGUUGACCUGCAGGCUGAGUGGCUCCUGGAGGAAGAUGAUAGUAUGAUGAUGGUGGACAGCCAUGAAGAUGACUGGGGGCGACUUUAUGACGUCAGGGUGAGCGGCACGCUCUUGGAGUAUGUUGGCAAAGGAAAAAGCAUCAUGGACGUGGGUUUGGCCCAAGCCCGCCAGCCACUCACCACCCGCUGCCACUACUAUGAAUUAGAGAUCGUUGAUGCUGGGGAGAAGUGCUACAUUGCCCUGGGCCUGGCAAGAAGGGACUACCCCAGGAACAGACACCCAGGGUGGAGCCGAGGGUCGGUGGCGUACCACGCAGAUGAUGGGAAGAUCUUUCACGGCAGCGGGGUUGGAGACGCUUUUGGUCCUCGCUGCUUUAAAGGUGACAUCAUGGGCUGCGGCAUCAUGUUCCCACGAGACUACAUCCUGGAAGGAGAAGGUGACGUGGACGACUGGGAUCGACUGGAGGUGCGUCCAGGUCACGCAGGUGUCCAGAACGUUCUGUACCUCAACGACGAAGAGGAGGAGGAAGAAGAUGGGGAAGAGGUAGAGCAGGGACAGGAGGGCAGGAAGGUCACGGUGUUCUUCACGAGGAACGGGAAGCUGAUGGGCCGGAGGGAGAUGGCGGUCCCUCCCGGCGGCCUCUACCCCACCGUGGGGAUGCUGAGCAGCGGAGAGAAGGUGAAGGUGGAUCUGCAUCCCCUCAGCGGGUGAGCUGGGAGCGCGGUACCGAAACCUCGUGGACGCCCUGCAAACAGCUGGCUGCGCUGUAGAGCUCACCCACGGUAGCCUAGCAUGCUGCUAACACUCGCCAGAACACACUCAGUUCAGCUGCACACGUGCACGUCGCCGUCGUCUUCCUCGACACUGCCUCAGCUUUAAUUUAUAAGACUUUGUACAUUUCACCAGAAACGACCAGAGCGGAGGGGGGAGAGGGGUCCUACGUUUUGGGGGGCCGCGUAGGUUACAGCAUGUACAAAGUGCACCCUGAAGCUAAAACUGUAAGAUAUUUAACUGUUAAUUCUAUGCAAUGGAUCUGUACUGCUAUCAUCCUCUCACAUCUUAACCUCCUCCUGCAUGCGAGCGUGUCUCUGAAACUCUGAGCUGUUAAAUCCCUCUCAUGAGGUCUGGCACACUCACUUUAUUUCAUUUGUCACGACCCCAAGCAAAGCAGAGCGAGGCCAACAGUUGUGCCGAGUCAGAGCUCGUUGGCGGUUUAUGUUUCAGGGAAUACACCCUCCCUCCCUCUCUCUCUCUUUUUUUCCUCUCUCUUUCUCUUUUGGUCUCUCACACAGUCUUUCUCAACCUCCCUCUCCCUGUCCCUCUCUCUGGGUGAGGCUGCCCUCCUGUGAGCGAUCAGGGACCUGCUGUUGCCCCACCUCGCUCGCUCUGCUCUCCCGGAGCUGGCUGGAAGUGAACAGUGGGCCUGUUGCGAUAUUUCAGAAAUGCAUCCACGCUCUUCUUGCACGAGCAUUAUUAUUAUUGCAGGUUUUUGUUUCUGAGAGUGGAUGAAUUGAGUGUUUUAUAGUUUCACGUUGGAGCCAGACUACGAAUAAAAAACAGGUAUAUUUUCUACAGAGGAUCUGGUAAACACACACACUCAAAUGUAUCUUCUGCAUCAAAAGUUCAGGGAUUGUUUUGUUUGUGCACUUUGAGGACAUGAGAUAGUCACAUGGAAGGGAGGCUGGGGGAGACAUUUAGGGCGGACGUGCAUUCAGUGGGUGGACAAAAUAAAGAAACACCUUCCAGUAUAAAGCAAUCUGAUGCAACACCACAAUCUACAGCCAUAAAAAUAACCACAGAGUUAAAUAAACACCUCUGAGAGCAAAAUGUAACUUUGCAAACCUCACACAGAAGUAUCAGUUGCAGGUCUGUUGGAUUGCAUCAUACUGUAAAGUGUUAUUCUGUGUUUGAAUUCUCCUUUCACUCACUGAGCAUGUUUCCCCUUCGACAUGAAGGAUCAUUUCCCGUCUGUUUCCUCCUUUUUAACCAGAACGUUUUGAUGCAGUUUUAAAAAAACCUGCUUGAAUCCUCUGUUUUGCCUUUGUAGUCAGAAGAUAACUUCCUCUCUGUGUUGUAGAAUUAACUGCUAGAUGUUUUUUGUUUCUGAAGAUGAAGACAAUGUUUGGUUGCUGCGCGUGCUGCAUGUUUAAAGAUAUCUUUAGUGAUGUGUUUGUGUGUCUGCACAGCGUAGGACAGCUGCAGCAGGAGCCUGCAUCACAAAGUGCAGAGUGAGCCGUCGGUCGUCUUUGGGCUCGAGUCCGGCUCACUUUUAAACCGGGUUAGAUCGCCGUUGUUACCUAUGCAGGGCAACAUCGUGGAUCGUUUACCUAUAUAAUUAUGUCAAUGAUCGAAGAAACAUUUUUUGACUUUAAUCAUCGAUUAAUCUGCUUUGUACUGUAUUGUCUUUAUUGAUUCAUUGUUUUUUGUCUUUAAAAUGUUAGAAAAUUGUAAAAAAAAAAAAAAAAAACCACCAUCACAAAAACCCUAAAACCUAAGUUAAUGUCUUCAUACUAGCGGUGUGCGUCUCUCCCUUCUAAGAGAAUCUGAUACGUAUCCAGAUACACGGCGCUACGAUACGAUUCGGGGACAAUUCAGUGGGAUUUGACUCCCAUCUUAAUUUUAUCCUCUCUGUGGACGACCUGAAGCCACAGAUCUCCUCUUUUACUGUCCUUCACUCUCUGGGGAAGUAAAUAAAAUCAAAGCUUUUAAGAGUUUACAGCACUCGUUUCAACCAACUACAGCAGUGAAAAUCUUGCUUUUACAUUAAUAUUACACAUAUAUAUGAUAGUAGAACAGAAACGGGACAUUUCACUGCGCUUUAGUACUUUUAACAGAACAUUUCUCCUGAUUACACUCAGGAUGAAGGAUCUUAACACACAGAGCUUUGUGAUUCAGGCUCCAGAAAUAAAAACAAUCCGUGCUGGUGAAUGAGAAAAUACUGUUAUUGUGUCAGUGGGAGCUGGUUUCCACACAAAUAUUAAGAAUGGUGUUUUUAUUGUAUGUGUGUGUUUGAUUAAAGGGAAUGAUGAUAUCAACAUUAUUCUAAUGUAUAAAUCCGUUAAACAACCUCUGCAUCUGCUCACAUCUGUAUUAGUCCAUUACAGCAGCUGUGUACAUUCCUCUGCGCCUCCCUGUGAGUCGCAUACAGCAGGUUUCUCUGUCACUCAUUCAUUACACUAGAACACUGCAGACCGUAAUGCUAGACAUAUAACGUGAUGUAUAAUUACUACACAGGGUUAACUAUUAAAAUCACGUAUCUGCUGGAGAUCGUACGUUUGUUUUUAGCUGUCGUCUGUUUGUUUUUUUUGGUGCCAUUGAUAAUGAAAUUAUGUAAAUCAGUCUUGUUUUUCUCCUCCUGCAGGGCUGGAUAGAGACUUAAGUUCAGGUCAUUACAGCCUGAAACUGUAAAACUUAUGCUAGACGGUGCAAAGAUAUUAACGAGACACUGACGUGGACGGUUGUUGUUCUUCCGGCCACGUCUAAGUUCAGGGUAUUAAAGUCACUUCUAUUAAAGUUUACGCAGAAUCUCAGUUUACAGAAAGUUUCACGGUUCAACCAAAUUAGAGCUAAAUCUGAUUUUAAAUGUUUGUAGCGACUUUACUCACCGAGGACUCGUGUAAUAACUCCUCGCCUUGUUGACUUGCACUAUAAUGGCCUUGUUCAGUACAUGUAUGAUCAUCAAUAAAGGUUUCAGUAACUUAA
Molecule: messenger RNA, 4317 nt
Organism: Morone saxatilis (striped sea-bass)
Lineage: Eukaryota; Metazoa; Chordata; Actinopteri; Moronidae
Gene: spryd3
Product: SPRY domain containing 3
Exons: 10
Coding region: 70-1326 (418 amino acids)
Molecular function (GO): protein binding
Source: RefSeq, a predicted model, not a curated record